Molecule: messenger RNA, 620 nt
Organism: Engraulis encrasicolus (European anchovy)
Lineage: Eukaryota; Metazoa; Chordata; Actinopteri; Clupeiformes; Engraulidae
Product: EKC/KEOPS complex subunit LAGE3
Exons: 3
Coding region: 77-370 (97 amino acids)
Cellular component (GO): EKC/KEOPS complex
Source: RefSeq, a predicted model, not a curated record
ACCUAUUGUCUCCAGCAGGUGGCAAUGUACGCUUUAAAGUCCUCGUGUGCCCUCCCACCAAUAAACACAGAAGAAGAUGGCGGCAGAUGUGUCUUCAAACAAUCAUGCUCAGCAGAAGUUGGGAUUUACACUGGACGUCCCAUUCCCAUCUGAAUGCGAGGCUGCAAUAGCGCUGAAUUCUCUAUCACCAGACCCUGAGCCAAGAAAAGGCGGAAUCACGAAAGAACUCAAGGCAGUGGGCAACGUGUUAUCAGUGCAAUGGACAGCAGACGAAGCUCGCAUUCUGCGCGUCUCAGUCGGAUCUUUUCUGGAUCACCUGGCUCUUGUAUUGGAAACAAUGGAGGCGUUUGGACCCCCCGUGCGCCAGUAAAUUUGACCCACUGUCCUAAAGGCGGAGGACUUCCAGAAGACGUUAGGACUGCUGGGCUGAGACUGUCAUUUCACACAGACAACCCAAAUUAAGAGUAUUGCUGUUGAGUGAUAUAUUCCUUCAUAAUAGGCUUAUUUGGACUUUAUUGCAUAAAAUUGUGUAUAUAUUUAUAAAUAUAUGGGCUAUUUUUUUGGUCAUUACGUUGCAGAAAUGUGUAAAUUGCUAUUAAUAAACGGUUUUCGUUAACAUU